This is a messenger RNA of Tigriopus californicus, 986 nucleotides long. RefSeq lists its product as uncharacterized. The transcript has 2 exons. The record is from RefSeq and is a predicted model, not a curated record. NCBI's taxonomy places the organism in Eukaryota, Metazoa, Arthropoda, Copepoda, Harpacticoida, Harpacticidae. The coding region runs from base 21 to 875 and encodes 284 amino acids.
UGGUCGAGGGAGCGUCACAAAUGUUUUGUAGAGAGGAAAAGGAGCUCCCUCCUCCCUCGUUAAUGGCAAUGAAAGGAGAGGGCUCUGAGUCAUACAAUAAUGCUCUAGAACCUCGCAUUCAACAGUUUCAACGUCAUCAAAACGAAAACAUUGAUCAUUGCAAAAUGGAGAACAACGAUUGCGUGGCUUUGGUAGUAGCCUUGAGAUAUCUACAAUGUCGGAUAACGGGCAAUGUCAUCGACCUAGGUCAUCUCCUAGAUGACAACAUAAGUGACAAGUGCCGCCAAUACCUGGAGGAAAUGGCCAUCAAGAAAGAGUACAAGAUCUUGGCCCAGAAUAUCUGUACAAUCCGACCACAAAUCGGAGAAACCAGUGUGGCUCUCACUUUGGAGUACAAGAUCAACUCAUCCAGUCCAACCAUUACAUCCGAAGUGAUUCAUGUGAGUCCAGGAGGAAAAAUCGUCGAUGUAGAAGCCUUGGAUCUGAAAUUGGAGGACACGGAACAAGUCAAGAGUUGGAUUUUGUCCGGCACCAAUCUCACACCCUUUGAUUUAUUCGCCGUUGUUGUGCCCUUUGCCGUCGCAGAUGCCAAUGUGGACUUGGAAUUUCAUGAAUCCGUGCUUGAUGAUAACGCCGAAGCUUACGGAUUCCAAGGGAAGGCUGCGAUCCUCUCCGCCAAGCAAGAUUUCCUGGGCCCUCAAAAAGGAAAAGGUCAAGCUUACAAGUUAGGGGAUUUCAAGUUGGAUGAAAAGGAGGAAUUGAUGGUGUCCUUCCGAUUUCAAUGCUUGCUACCUGGUCAAGAAGCCCAUGGAACUGAAUUUGUCACCUUGAGUGGAGAAAAGAAAGUCCUGAAAGUGCAAGCCCUCCGCGAUUGAUGAAAGUUUGCAAUAGUUUGUCACAUGUUAAAUGCAAUGAACAUUCCUGAUAAAGGGGAAGGUUUGACAGUUUGAGAAAAAUGAACGAAUAAACCAACGCAAUAUGUUUUA